This is a messenger RNA of Staurois parvus, 636 nucleotides long. The record is from the annotation of a GenBank genome assembly. Lineage: Eukaryota; Metazoa; Chordata; Amphibia; Anura; Ranidae.
UGGCAUCUUUAGUGUGGGCUCUCAGCUGUGACAGCCUGGUGCCCAGUGCGCAUGCGCGAGAAGUGCUGCGCUUUGUCAGCAGUCUCUGGUCAUCCCCUGCACUGUCCGCAGUCUCUGGUCAUCCCCUGCACUGUCCGCAGUCUCUUGGUCAUCCCCUGCACUGUCCGCAGUCUCUUGGUCAUCCCCUGCACUGUCCGCAGUCUCUUGGUCAUCCCCUGCACUGUCCGCAGUCUCUUGGUCAUCCCCUGCACUGUCCGCAAUCUCUGGGUCAUCCCCUGUACUGUCCGCAAUCUCUGGUCAUCUCCUGUACUGUCCGCAGUCUCUUGGUCAUCCCCUGUACUGUCCGCAGUCUUUUGGUCAUCUCCUGUACUGUCCGCAGUCUCUGGUCAUCUCCUGUACUGUCCGCAGUCUCUGGUCAUCCCCUGUACUAUGUCCACAGUCUCUUGGUCAUUCCCUAUACUGUCCGCAAUCUCUGGUCAUCUCCUGUACUGUGUCUGCAGUCUCUGGUCAUCUCCUGUACUGUGUCCGCAGUCUAUGGUCAUCUCCUGUACUGUGUCUGCAGUCUCUGGUCAUUUCCUGUACUAUGUUUGCAGUACAUUGGUUCAGAAUAUAAAACCUAGGUGCAUCUUAUGGUCA